Xenia sp. Carnegie-2017 is the source of this 4857-nucleotide messenger RNA. Its product is annotated as synaptonemal complex protein 2-like. The record is from RefSeq and is a predicted model, not a curated record. Lineage: Eukaryota; Metazoa; Cnidaria; Anthozoa; Malacalcyonacea; Xeniidae. Bases 341 to 4711 code for a protein of 1456 amino acids. The transcript has 29 exons.
CAGUUUUACUGAGAUAGAACUUGUCAGUUAUCAAAAGAUAAAACCAUAGAAAGCCAUGAAGUAGUUUCGUGAGUUAGAAGAACAGUAGAUUUUGAAAGGCAAAAUACAAAGCUCUUCUAUGUGUCAUAUUAACCCUUUGUUGCAUGAAUUUUUUCGCCGACCGAGUUCCAUCGUGUUCGGUGAUUGUUGACCUGAAGCAACGCCAUGCUGCAAAGGGUCAAGUGACAUCGACAUUUGUCACUCUUUGGUUCCAAUUUAUUUAUUUAUUUCGCAGAACAUUGCAGAUCUAAGCAAAGAAGGAAAGCUUGCCAUUAAAAGUUUCGUUCUACCUUACCUGGAGAUGGUCGCCGACGAACGAAAUGCUCUCAUUCAAAGAUUUGAGGCGAUAAAAUUUCUCAACACUGUAAUAGAGUUAUUUAUCGGUGAUUUGGGCCUUGUGGAUUCUCUGACAGUUGUUAAAAACUUCGAUGUCCUUUUGACUAAUGCUGGAGAUCUAGAAGUGCAAUUGAACAUGAUCGAGUUAAUAUGCCGUUUGUUGCCUUCGCCUAAACGAAAAUCUCUUGCUCAAACUUGGUUUAAUGAUCAUCUCGAUUGUCGUCGUGAUUUUCUUUCCAUUAGAGAUUUCGAGUUUGAAUCUGAUUCGCGAAAGUUUGUGAAUAACCUGAAUGAAAAACAACUUGACAAGAGAAGUGUAUACUCGCUUCUUUGCAAAGACGUAUACUUUGGCCUUCAGAAGAUUGAUUGUCCGAUAGAUAGCGACAGUGGGAUGUUUUGGACUGACUUUAAUCUGGGAAGCAGGUCGAUCACAUUCUUUGCAAUCGAUGAAGAGCAUGAAGAGUGGGAAACCGUCUCGUUAAAAGAAGAAAUGAUUUUGCAAACACGUCUAUUAGAAAAGAAAGAAAGUCAGGAGUUCGUUCUUGUCGUGCAAUUGAAUCAAACUGUCGACACGCUUUUAUCUUUUGUCAACGAUACAAGCGAAAAAUAUGUCAAGUUCUUAUACAAUCAAGAAAAUAUCCUUUUAAAGAAUGCAAACAUCUCAAAUAAUCCAUUAAACGCGGUCAGUCAGUUAUUUCCAAAAGACUUUCCAUCAAAUACAGCCGUGGAUAGUCCUGAUGUAAUUGCUUCGACACCCAGAGCAUCCGUGACAUCGAAUGCCGUUUAUGUUCCAAGUCGAUCAAAAGGACUUUCGGAAACCGUAUCUAUAUCAACGCCGAGGGAACAGAAGAAUAUCAAAAGUGAGGCAAACGAUGAUUCGUCAAAACCGAAAUCGAGUCAACGAAUGGAAGAGGAGAAAGUUGGUGCAAACGAAAAAGGCGUGAAGAAGUCUAACGAUGCAAGCAGGAAGGAUGCUCAAACUGUUGCUAAAGGGUCGAAAUCGAAGGAUGGUGGUUCAGGUAGUAAAGAGAUUCACACAUCGAAAGAUUUUUCCUUUGGGAAUGAUAUACCAAAAUCAAGAUUAAAGGAUAGCUCAGAUGGCAAGGAUGAACCUAAGUCAAAAGAUUCUUCAAAGAUUAACGACGGUUUUGGAUUAAGAUCAAGGGGUAGCUCAGGUGGCGAAGAUGAACCCAAAUCAAAAGGUUCUUCAAAGAUGAAUUAUAAUCCUAAAUCAAGAUCAAAGGAUAGCUCAGGUGGGGAAGAUAAAUCCAAAUCAAAAGGUUCUUCAAAGAUUAAAGAUAAUCUUAAAUCAAGAUCAAAGGAUAGCUCAGGUGGCGAAGAUAAACCCAAAUCAAAAUGUUCUUCAAAGAUUAAAGAUAAUCUUAAAUCAAGAUCAAAGGAUAGCUCAGGUGGCGAAGAUAAACCCAAAUCAAAAUGUUCUUCAAAGAUUAAUGAUAAUCCUAAAUCAAGAUCAAAGGAUAGCUCAGGUGGUGAAGAUAAACCCAAAACAAAAAGUUCUUCAAAGAUUGAUGAUAAUCCUAAAUCAAGAUCAAAGGAUAGCUUAGGUGGAAAAGAUGAACCUAAAUCAAAAGAUUCCUCAAAGAUAAAUGAUAAUCCUAAAUCAAGAUCAAAGGACAGUUCAGGUGGCAAAGUUGAACCCAAAUCAAAAGAUUCCUCAAAGAUAAAUGAUAAUCCUGAAUCAAACAACUCAAUUUUUAAAGAUAAUAAUGAAGGAAGCAAAGACGAAAAGAGGAAGGAGAUUUUAAAAUGCAGUGAUAAAGUAACUGAAAAAACGUCCAAUGAAGUGCGUGACACUAUUCAGAAAGAUAAUUCAGCUGUUGAUUCAUCAAAGAAUACAGAUAACUUUUCAGUUAACACGAGUCAAGAUGAACCUCGAUUGAUCGAAGAGACUCAAACAUUGAGUCAAGAUGAAGAUCCUUUGAGUGUGUUGGCAAAACGAGGUCGUGUUUCUUCAUCGGUGUCAAAAAAUGACGUUGGGAAAAUGGCCGUGGAUGAAAAUCAGAAAAAACAGAGCAGCUCUGAACCUUAUUUAAGGAGUGGCAAAAAUAAGAGAAAAACUAAAGAAACGAAACUAAACGAUGGAGAUGAAAGUGAUGUGGUAAAAAGGAAAAGAUCUCGCUCAGCGAAAGAGAGAAUUCCAUCGGUAAAGACGCGAGAGAUUCGCACUCGAGCUUCUGCAAGGAAACAAGGAACUGUUGGUAACUCUACUUCCGAGUCAGAUGCCGUUGCACUAAGCAGGAAAUCUACAGUAAAGUCAGGACGUAUAAAAACUAAAAAAUCAACUGAUGUGUAUGUAGAAGAUGAUAUAGAUAAAAAGAACAAGCUUGGCAGUGGUUACAGAACUGAAGAUUGGAUGAAGGGUUACUCCGAUGCGGAUAGAAUUUCGGCGAAACGGAAAGCAAUAGAAGCCAACGCAAAUGCUUCAGAAACUCGUUUGAAGCUUAUCGAAAAGGUUUACAGAAUUGACGUUGCAUCUGAUUCGAAGCGAAAGCAAAGGUUGUUAGGUCCUCAUUCUCCACAAGCGGUCAGUUCUCCGUUACCCCGAAGACCUGCCUUGAAAUCGUAUUUGUCGAAUCAACGGCGAAAAGUGACAACGAAGGGUAUUCGACGUGGCAAACAGGAUACGUCACUUUCAUAUAUGAAAUAUGACGACGGUCCGACGUUCUCGGACGUUGCGCUCGAAAUUCAGAAACGAAACGAUAAAGAAAAUACUAGAAGGCAUCACUCAGAAGGCGAAAAAGAUAACAGACGAACACGAUCAUCAAAUGUUCAUAUUAAAGAACUGUUCGGACGUGUUAAUGAAGAAAAGGGAAAUGCUCCUGAUGAAAGUGGAAGAAAGGAAAAUUUUCCUGAUGAAAGUGGAAGAAAGAAAAAUGUUCCUGAUGAAAAUGGAAGAAAGGAAGGUGUUGAUGAAGGACGUCGAAAAAAUGAGAACGAAGAAGAUGAUGAACAAGAGCAGUGUGAAAGAUUGCAGGAUGAACUGGAAAAUGUUCAAGAAGAAUCCUUUGACUUCGAAGCUUUGUCGAAUGUCGUUAAGAAAAAUCAACUUUUUAAAGAAAAAGAAAAUGAAAACAAGAAUAUAUCUGAGGAUGAACAGGAUGGAAGUGAAGUCUCUGAAAGACAUCGUGAACAAGACAAAGAUAAACGAAUCAAAAAAGGUAAAGACGUUCACAGGAAGAUGAAUGAGGACAGUGUUGACUUGAAAAAAUGCCAAAAGCGUCUUUUACGCAAUCGUUCUAACGAGGAAAUAGGACGAACUCCCUCUCGAGAUGAAGACACUUUAGGAAAAAAUCGUGAUGAUGAAGAACUGGAUUUAUCACAAGGUAUCGAUUUUGUAUUUCGUAACGACGAAGAUGGCGAUGAAGAAGAAAAAAGGUCUGCAGCAAAAAGGACGAACAGAAAGGAUGACACACCUCCUGUGGGAGAUAUUUCAUUAAGAAAAAGAAGUUAUUUCCCGAAGGUGGCAGGUGCUGUGUCAACCGUGAAGAAUACGAAGAUUUCUGAUGGCACCCCAACGUCAAGAAUGAAUUCAAAACAAAAUACUUCAGCACAAAUUAGAUCUUCUCAUGAAAAUGACGCGGACGAUAACAGGCUGCAUGGAAUGCCGUCGAAAUUUCGAAAUGUUGACUUGCACGAAGAAGAAAGUUAUUGUUCCGACUCCAACUCCAUUGUAGAUGCUUUUAGGGAGAAUUUCAAGAGGAUUUGUCAAGAUGAUUGUAUAGAGGUGUCGCUGAACAAGCUCAGCAAAGAUAGCUUUUCAUUUGUGAAAACUCCACAUGGCAAUUUGUCUCGAUCUACUGAUUCAGGAUUUUUUGGUACAGUUGAUGGUUCGUCAAGUAAGAAAAGUAGUUCAAGACAAGGGAAAACUCCAGUUUUACCGGCAAAGUAUCGUAGGCACGAUGAAACUCGUACCAGCAAAGAAAUGUCUUCUCGUUUCGCACAUCUAAUGCUUGACACGGAGCACAAAUCAUUUCAAGACGAACAAACUUCCAAGAUUCAGAACGAUGAAAAGAAGUCGUAUGGAGAAAAGCAAAAAGCGCAAUGUGAACAGAAAGGCAGAAAGAGAAAACAACUCAAUAGUAAUGACGAUAUGGGUUCGUCCGGUGAAACUCCUAGAUCUAAAGAUUUAUUUGAAAAUGCUGGCGAUCAUGAGUCAUCGAGUAUACUUCCAAGAAAAUUAUUUCAUUCUGAAAAACAUCGCGAAGUAAAGAAAAGACGAAGAGUUUUGAACGAACGCCAAAAUGAUGGCAAAUGUUUAUACGAUCAUGAUGAUGAUGAUGAUGAUGAUAAUGAUGAUGAUGAUCAUCUUGGGUGAGAAAUGCAGACGUCAUUUGCGAGUUUAGGAAUGGAAGUGCAAAAGGCGGUUAAGCAACGUCAAAACUACGUCACUCAGAUGACGAACGUGGCUAUGAAACAUAUCACUGACAGAAGUCACGAACUGUGGCCAAACAAGCUUCAAAA